Molecule: messenger RNA, 1487 nt
Organism: Drosophila subpulchrella
Lineage: Eukaryota; Metazoa; Arthropoda; Insecta; Diptera; Drosophilidae
Gene: miple1
Exons: 5
Coding region: 155-712 (185 amino acids)
Biological process (GO): mesoderm morphogenesis
Cellular component (GO): extracellular region
Molecular function (GO): heparin binding; growth factor activity
Source: RefSeq, a predicted model, not a curated record
CUUUUAUGCUGCUGUCCUUAUAUCAUUUCAUUCAGUUUCGAAGAGUCGUGCAACGAGAGCACUUCUGCCGUAGAAAGCUAUUCUGCGCUGUUUCAGAGUCUGGAGUUCUUUUGUGUGUAUAACUAACGUGGGCAGCAGCAGUAUAAGUCACACGAUGAGGAAUAAUUGUAACGCGCUUUUGCUGGCAUCGUUUGUGACUUGGUCGGGGGUGUUGUGCAGCACUGUAUGGGGCACCACAGAGGGCCAGGAAACACCUCUCGCACUUCCGGUGGCGGAGCAAACCCAGCCCACUACGGCCAUACAAGGCGAAGUAUGGGAGGAAGAUGAUCACGAAGUAUUAAUAAGAAACGAACGUGGCACCAAGAGCGACGGUUUGUCGUGCCGAUACGGCAAGAAUCCGUGGACUGAGUGUGAUACAAAAACUAAUACACGUUCUAGAACCUUGACAUUAAAGAAGGGAGACCCAGCAUGCGACCAAACGCGAACAAUUCAGAAGAAAUGUAAAAAAGCAUGUCGGUAUGAAAAGGGAUCCUGGUCGGAAUGCGCAUCCGGACAAAUGACUAGAGCUGAUAAAUUGAAAACGAGCAGUGAUCCGUCCUGCGAAGCAACGCGUGUCAUCAAAAAGAACUGCAAGCCCGGAAAGUCCAAGGAUAAGAGUGCCAAGGAACAGCGUAAGAACAAAGAUAAAGCUGCUCGCAAAGGACGCGUUUAAGUUAUUUCAUACUCGAUAAUUUUAAAUGCCCCAUGUUAGUUUGCAUCAAUACGAUGCAAAUAGUUUAAGUUGAACUUAUUUUUCAAUAAAUUCUUAACAGAAAAAUCGUAACGACAUUAACUGUCUGCUAUGUAUACCCAAAAUGCAUUUUAAUUAAUGCACAUAUUGAUUAAUGUUGUAGUUUGGUUUUCAAGCAAACGAUAAACUUAAUGUAAACGACAGUAUGUUCAACUGUAAAACGUAAUAGCAACUUUGCGGAAUUUAUCAUAUUUAUGCAAUGCAGAAUAAAAAAAAAUAUAUUCAUACAAUACCAUACAAACAUAAAUACCAAAUUAUUUAGUUAACUUCAAAGAAAAAAGUCAUAUGUACAUCCAAGCCAACAUCCAUCAUUCUCUGCAAUGAUUAAAACUGGAAUGACAGUUGCCUCUUAACUUGUGUGACUAUUUAAGCCCCUUCAUAAAUUUAGCAGAGUUGUUCUUCUAUUGAAUUUAAAUAAUAUUAACCGUAAAUCUAAUAUUAAAAAACCAAACAAUUAAUCUGAUUAUUGAUGUAAAAUUUUGGCAAAUAUCAGCUGCUGUAUCUCAUCUCAAGAAAACAAAGUGAGGAAAAUAAAUACUGAAAUCAAAGGGACGAUAAUGUUUCUCAUUCGCAGAUAUUAAAUUAAUAAAACACUUAGUGUAAAUAUUGUAAAAAAUAAAAACCUACUAUAGAAUGAAAAAAACAGAAAGUAAAAGAAUGAGACACGACGGUCUAAAUUACGGAUCCCGUCGUAGUU